This is a messenger RNA of Hippopotamus amphibius kiboko, 1790 nucleotides long. It is a transcript of the gene MMP24OS, whose product is annotated as MMP24 opposite strand. Bases 220 to 438 code for a protein of 72 amino acids. The record is from RefSeq and is a predicted model, not a curated record. Lineage: Eukaryota; Metazoa; Chordata; Mammalia; Artiodactyla; Hippopotamidae. The transcript has 2 exons.
UUGGCCGGUUGCUGGUGGGUCGGAUCGGCUUUGCUGGGCCACGCCCCUGGGUCCUGAAACCGUCUUCCCUGGCGCGGGGGGGCGGGGGUCCGUGCGCCGUGACGUCACGACGCCGGUGCCUCCGGACGCCGGUGCCUCCGGGCGCCGCUGCGCCGGCGACUGGGGCACGGAGGCUUUCGCUGGGCUCUUGCGGACCCGCGGCUCCGGCAGUGCGAGAACAUGGGCGCUCAGCUGGGCGGUGGCCAGGGCGCCGCGCAGCCGGCACAGCCGGCGCAGCCGCAGCCGCCGCCGCAACCCCAGCCGCCGCCGCAGCCCCAGCCCCAGCCCCCGCCCCAGCCUGCGGCGCCCGAGGGCCCUGGGCGGCCCGGGCCAGAGCCCGGUCCCUGGGGGCCGCUGGACGACGUGCGCUUCCUCAUCGCCUGCACCUCUUGGUACUGACUCGCCGCCCUCUGCUGUGACCGCCCGCCGCCUCCGGUCAGGCCCUUGUCGUCUCUCCGCACCUGCCCCCACCCCGGAGACGCGCGGAGAGUCGGGGAGCCCGCGGGGGACUGGAAGGAAGCCCCCUCGGCAGCCUCGCCUUGGGGCACCGCCUCGCCUCUGGCCCCUCCCGCCACCCCAGCUUUGUUCGCUUCUCAGCCUGCGCCCAGGCCGGCUCCGACCUUCCUGUUCAUCCCCACCCCACAGUUUCUCCAGCCGUGUGGGUCCCGGGGCAGCCUUCCCGGUCACUGGCUUCCAGAACCAGGCCAGGGCUCUUGGUAAGAAGACUCCAAGGCUGCUGACCUAACCUCACCUCGUUUUUCCCUGUUGCCAAGAACUGGACCCUUGUUUUUGUCCCUGGUCAUGGCACCAUGUGCCUUGACUUCAGAAAAGACCUUGCCGCAGUGAACCUGCCCUUACCUCUCCUGGGAGAGGUUGCUCUGCCGUCCUGGGUGCCACCCUGCCAUUAUUCGCCUGUAUUUCUGGGACCCCAGUAACAGAGGGCCUCCAGGGCCGGCCUUUUGGAGAGAGGAGGCAUCUGAUUUUUGGGCCCGCACGUGAGAUGCGUGGGGCAGCUCCCAGACACCCUAAAGCACCCUGUCUCCCAGGAGCUUCUUAAGGCCACCCAGAAUCUGAUCCUUGUUCCCACAUCCCAGGAAAAUGACACGCUCUGUAUUUUUGUUUUAUUUAGAAAUGAUUUAAAAAACAUUAUACAAAGGCUGAUCAGUUUAAAAUGUGACUGACACUGAAAUGCUGUGAUGUUCCCCAGACUGAGGGGAAGCUGGGCUCUAGGGCCCCCAGUGCUUUGCCCCUCUGUCUGCUCUGUCCUGGGAUGAUGGACAAACAGAUGACCACAAGGCAGGAGAAUCCAUCAUUGGAAGCCUCCAGGCUGAGCCCUCUCUGGGCCUGGCCCUGCAUCCCUCACAUCUGCAGCCUGGGCUGCCUGCCUCCAUCUCCUGCUCUUUCUCAGCUGACCUCGGUAGUACCAGGAGCCAGUGGGGAACCUGGGGGGCCUAGAGCUUUCAAGAAGUGAGAGCACCAACCUGAGGAGUGGAGAGGGACUGGGAAGGGGAGAAGGGAGGCCAAGAAAAGACGGAUAAAAGAGACACUUCUGAUCUCAUCUUGGACCCUAGAGGGGUCCACAGGUGGGGACCCAAGGCCCAGCAAGCCCACUGGAUGGCCUGGGCAGGCAACAGCCUCCCUGUGCUUCAUUUGAGGGCACAGUGAGAGUUAUCCUUGGCCUCCCAGGGCCUACGUGAGUUACAUGUGAGUGGACAGGGGUGAGCUAAUAAAGUGCUUUGCAAAGUAUAAAA